AUGACGAUACCUUUCAAAAUACUCGUCUCCGAUCUAGACUUUUGUCUAGAGCAACUAUUAGAUCACAAACCACCAAAGAUCUUGCCAUCUGAAACCAUUCAACAACUAUGUCAUAUGCUCAAAACACAGCUAUUGGCUGCCCCCAAUAUUUUAUCACUACAAUCUCCCAUUUCUGUUGUUGGGGACAUACAUGGUCAGUAUCAUGAUAUGUUGGAAAUUUUCAAAAUCAGUGGGUCACCUCCCAACACUAAUUAUCUUUUCUUGGGAGAUUAUGUCGAUCGUGGAUACUAUUCGGUAGAGACUAUUUCAUUACUAUUGGUGUUGACACUUCGAUACCCCAACAGAGUAAGCCUAAUAAGAGGUAAUCAUGAGUCUAGAACAAUAACUACAAAUUAUGGCUUUUACACCGAGGUACUAAACAAGUAUAAUGGAUCUGCCGACGUGUGGUCAUACAUCACUGACUUGUUUGACUAUUUGCCACUAGGGGCUACAAUUGAUGGGACAAUAUUUGCGUGUCAUGGGGGUUUAUCGCCGAGCUGUCAACAGUUGGACCAAAUUAGAGCGAUAGAUAGAUUUCGCGAGAUUCCCCAUGAUGGUAUAAUGGCUGAUUUGGUUUGGUCCGAUCCCGAUGUUGAGAUUACCGACUUCAAAUUGAGUCCGAGAGGCGCUGGCUACCUCUUUGGAAGCGAUAUAAUGGACAAGUUUUGCAACGAUAAUCAGUUGUCCCAAAUGAUUAGGGCACACCAGUUGUGCAACGAGGGGUAUACUAGCUACUGGAAAGGAAAAUGUUUGACGGUGUGGUCUGCACCAAAUUAUUGUUACCGAUGUGGUAACAAAGCAAGUGUAUUGGAGAUCCUACAUACAAAUUAUGGGACCAAAAUCACUGAUGAUAAAGAAACAGUUGAUGUCAGUAAUUCAACAAAGCACCCUUCAUUUAAAUCCACUAUACAAGCCAAACAAGGUGUAUUGCCAGGACAAUUCUUUAAUGUUUUUGAGGCAUCGACUGAGAAUGAUGAAGAUACCUUAAAUGGAAGAGGCGUGAAUGGGAUCAAUUUGUCGGAUAGAGAAAAUGCCGACACUGACUUUUUCGCUGCAUACUUUCAAAAACGUCCCAAACGGCAACACGUUGAUUAUUUUUUAUAA
Messenger RNA from Lodderomyces parapsilosis, 1143 nucleotides. It is a transcript of the gene PPG1, whose product is annotated as putative serine/threonine-protein kinase. The transcript has a single exon. The coding region runs from base 1 to 1143 and encodes 380 amino acids. NCBI's taxonomy places the organism in Eukaryota, Fungi, Ascomycota, Pichiomycetes, Serinales, Debaryomycetaceae. Gene Ontology annotation, molecular function: protein serine/threonine phosphatase activity. The record is from RefSeq and is a predicted model, not a curated record. Gene Ontology annotation, cellular component: FAR/SIP/STRIPAK complex. Gene Ontology annotation, biological process: peptidyl-serine dephosphorylation.